This is a messenger RNA of Arabis nemorensis, 477 nucleotides long. NCBI's taxonomy places the organism in Eukaryota, Viridiplantae, Streptophyta, Magnoliopsida, Brassicales, Brassicaceae. The record is from the annotation of a GenBank genome assembly.
AUGGUUCAUGCUUUUAAUGGCGUGAAUAUUCAAGAUCAGCUAAGGAGACGAAGAAUUGUGGAAGUUGAAAUGUCUUCUGAUGAAAGUGGAGGUUCUUCUCAUGGAUCUGAUGUUGAUCAUAGUAUUAUGAUGGAAUGUGGCGGAAGGAGAAGAGAUAAUCAUCCACAAUCACAACAGCCUCAUCGUAAUCUGAAUUCAGAUGACUUUCUCGAUUGGUUGAGAUCUAUGGAGAUAGCGUUUGAAUACAACACUUACGACGAUGAGAAAAAUUUUAAGGUGGCUACGUUGAGAUUGAAAGUGCCACAGGAAAUGACCAUUGUGCGUUUUGUGCAUGGUUUGAAUGAGGAGAUUGCAUCUAAGGUGGAGUUGCAACCAUUCUGGACUCUUGAUGAUGUUAAAAAGCUUGCUAUCAAGGUGGAGAAGCAGAAUAAAGCGGGAAAGAAACCAUACACCAGGUGGCUGUUAAAGGGAAGAUGA